Orussus abietinus is the source of this 1797-nucleotide messenger RNA. RefSeq names its product parafibromin (gene hyx). NCBI's taxonomy places the organism in Eukaryota, Metazoa, Arthropoda, Insecta, Hymenoptera, Orussidae. Gene Ontology annotation, biological process: transcription elongation by RNA polymerase II; positive regulation of transcription elongation by RNA polymerase II. Bases 28 to 1608 code for a protein of 526 amino acids. The record is from RefSeq and is a predicted model, not a curated record. The transcript is spliced from 4 exons. Gene Ontology annotation, molecular function: RNA polymerase II complex binding. Gene Ontology annotation, cellular component: Cdc73/Paf1 complex.
UAGUACGGGCUUGUACGACAGUUCAUCAUGGCGGACCCAUUGAGUUUGUUGCGGCAGUACAAUGUUAAUAAGAAAGAGAUAAUCGAGCGUGAAAACGAAAUAAUAUUCGGUGAAUUUUCGUAUCCGAAAAAUGUGAAAACUAAUUAUCUUACAUACGGAUCCGGGAAAGAAGGGACUCCCAAAGAAUAUUAUACACUUGAGUGUCUGUUAUUUCUGUUGAAACAUGUUCAACUUACUCAUCCAGUGUACGUACGACAGGCAGCGGCAGAAAAUAUUCCUGUUGUACGACGUCCUGACAGAAAGGAUUUGUUGGCAUACCUUAAUGGUGAAACUGCCACAUCAGCCGCCAUAGAUAAAUCAGCACCAUUAGAGAUACCUACACAAGUCAAACGUACUGCCGAGGAUGGAACCGAAAGUGGUUCUUCAAAGAAACCUCGAUUUGAGGAGACGCAUGUACAGAAAGUUAAGGAACAACUGGCAGCUCGAUUGGAUGCUCCAAAAGAAGCCUCGGUCACUGUGGAUAAUAUCAAAUCCCUUUCAGAAGCUAUGUCGGUUGAAAAGAUUGCUGCGAUCAAAGCUAAACGAUUGGCCAAAAAGCGUACGACUAUAAAGGAGAAUGACGACAUUGCCAUGGGAUCCGAUUUGCGUGUCAUAUUGGAUAUGGACGUCGAUGACACUAAGGAUAUUGUUUCAAGGGAGAGGCAGUGGAGAACAAGAGCAACUAUCUUACAGAGCAGUGGAAAAUUAUUUGCAAAGAAUAUAUUUGCAAUUUUACAGAGUAUCAAAGCAAGAGAGGAGGGUAGACAGAAGGGUCCUUCCGCUCCUACUCCUAUGGUUACUCCGAGAUCCACUCCUAUGAGAGCUUUACCUCAGCCAGCUGUAUACAAUCGUUACGAUCAGGAAAGGUUCAUCAGACAAAAGGAAGAAACCGAAGGUUUUAAAAUCGAUACUAUGGGUACUUACCACGGUAUGACCCUGAAAUCCGUGACAGAAGGAACCAAUCCAGCAAUCAGAAAGCCACCACCGAAUCCAACAACAACUCCUAUUUCGGGCCUGUUGCCUACAUCUGCUGCCAAAUUAACUCCGCAACAAGUAGCCCAAAACAAACGUCCCAGCAGGACUCCGAUUAUAAUAAUUCCAAGCGCCAACACGUCUCUGAUUACAAUGUACAACGCUAAAGAUAUUUUGCAAGAUCUAAAGUAUCUCAGUAACGAGGAAAAGCGCUCAGCAGGUUGUAAACGAGAAAAUGAGGUCCUUUUGCAGCGAAGGAAGGAUGGUGGUCUUACGGUACCAUAUCGAGUUGUCGACAACCCGCAAAAAUUAACGAACGCUGACUGGGAAAGAGUCGUUGCCGUGUUUGUUAUGGGUCCUGCUUGGCAAUUUAAAGGCUGGCCGUUUGAUGGAAACCCUGUUGAAAUUUUCUCAAAAAUUUGCGCUUUUCAUCUGAAAUACGACGAGAUGAGACUAGACACGAACGUUGCUCGUUGGGCUGUGACCGUUAUUGAACUAAGUCGCACUAAAAGGCACUUGGACAGAGCUGCGCUAAUGGUCUUUUGGGAACACUUGGAUAAGCACAUGAUUAAGAACAAGCCACACUUACGAUUCUAGGAUCGUAUCAAGGAUAUAUCCGUGUGUUACGAUUGGUAUCAUCGGGGGACCGUUCACACGUAUUUUCGGUAUCUUUUAUCAACUAUUGUAAAUACCCUGGAAUGAUGUAACAGCCUUUUCUGUACAUUAGGUAAGACACGGAACUGGAUCGCGUGUAAGCACGCAAUAAAGUAUUACAACGUUGACGUA